CCUAGCGGAAUCAGUGGCCUUGAGGGCCCGGAGGCAUUGUCAUCCGGAAUCCAGAAACAGCUCACCUUAGAACCAUGUGAGGCCCACCCGGGAAGGCGGAGUCGGUGAGAGCACAGAGGAUCUGUCUGCUCCUCCUUGCCCCGCUCAGGAUGGAACACAGGAGGCCCUGGCCACGGGCCCCGGAGGUUGACAGCUGGUCUGUGGUCCUGCUGUCGGCGGUCUGGGUGCUGCUGGUCCCCCUGGCCACCAGCAUCCCUCAGCUCAGCACCUUCCACUCUGAGAACCGUGAUUGGACCUUCAACCACUUGACCGUCCACCGAGGGACCGGGGCUGUGUACGUGGGGGCCAUCAACCGGGUCUACAAGCUGACGGGCAACCUGACCAUCCAGGUGGCUCACAAGACCGGGCCGGAGGAAGACAACAAGUCCUGCUACCCACCCCUCAUCGUGCAGCCCUGCAGCGAGGUACUCACCCUCACCAACAACGUCAAUAAGCUGCUCAUCAUUGACUACUCCGAGAACCGCCUGCUGGCCUGCGGGAGCCUCUACCAGGGCGUGUGCAAGCUGCUGCGGCUGGACGACCUCUUCAUCCUGGUGGAGCCGUCCCACAAGAAGGAGCACUACCUGUCCAGCGUCAACAAGACGGGCACCAUGUACGGGGUGAUCGUGCGCUCCGAGGGCGAGGACGGCAAGCUCUUCAUCGGCACGGCAGUGGACGGAAAGCAGGAUUACUUCCCGACUCUGUCCAGCCGCAAGCUGCCCGGCGACCCCGAGUCCUCAGCCAUGCUUGACUACGAGCUGCACAGUGAUUUCGUCUCCUCCCUCAUCAAGAUCCCCUCGGACACCUUGGCCCUGGUGUCCCACUUUGACAUCUUCUAUAUCUACGGCUUUGCCAGCGGGGGCUUCGUCUAUUUCCUCACUGUGCAGCCUGAGACCCCCGAGGGCGUGGCCAUCAACUCGGCCGGAGACCUCUUCUACACCUCACGCAUUGUGCGUCUCUGCAAGGAUGACCCCAAGUUCCACUCGUACGUGUCCCUGCCCUUUGGCUGCACCCGGGCUGGGGUGGAAUACCGCCUCCUGCAGGCUGCGUACCUCGCCAAGCCAGGGGACUCCCUGGCCCAGGCCUUCAACAUCAGCAGCCAGGAUGACGUGCUGUUCGCCAUCUUCUCCAAAGGACAGAAGCAGUACCACCACCCGCCUGAUGACUCUGCCCUCUGUGCCUUCCCCAUCCGGGCCAUCAACCUGCAAAUCAAGGAACGCCUGCAGUCAUGCUACCAGGGCGAGGGCAACCUGGAGCUCAACUGGCUGCUGGGGAAGGACGUCCCAUGCACCAAGGCGCCAGUCCCCAUCGAUGACAACUUCUGUGGACUGGACAUCAACCAGCCACUUGGAGGCUCGACUCCAGUGGAGGGUCUGACCCUGUACACCACCAGCCGGGACCGCAUGACCUCCGUGGCCUCCUACGUUUACAAUGGCUACAGUGUGGUUUUUGUGGGGACUAAGAGUGGCAAGCUGAAAAAGAAAAUCAAGAAAAGAAAACCUGUUUCAGGAUUGAAUAUGGUGUCAACAUGUGGCUGGGAGUUUAAUACCUCAAAGAAAAGUCACAGGGGCUAUCUCCACCCACCCAAGCCUUCAACAGUGGAGAAAGAAAGAAAGAGAAGAAAAGAAAAAUGGAAGAGCCAGCCUUUCCCUCCUCCCUUGUGCAGCCCUUCUUCCAACAAAUGCUGGUGUAGGAUGAUGAAGACAGUGUUCUCAGAAUUUGUGCCUCGUGAUAACUCUCUCAGAAAGUCAUUACCCAGUUGCUUUCCUGACACUGUGCUUGUCCCCUGGUGUUUCUCCUGAUUAUUCAAGGAGGGACUCAUGUCAUAAGGAGGCCUGCCACGUCUUUGCCUACUGCACCAAUGGCUGCUAAGUCUUGCUAGAUGCCUCCAGCAUGCACCAGUCUGUCUUGCCUGCAGAGGUACAACCCACUCUGAACCCAAGAGCACCCUAUCCUUACCUACACCUGUCCUUACGUGCCAUUGGAUCCCACUGUCCAGCCAAUUUCCUCCUGCUGCCAGCUGGAGCUCAGAUGCAAAGCCUAAUAUAUUUUAAGGUGAUAGGUCAAAAGUGAUAG
Messenger RNA from Galeopterus variegatus (Sunda flying lemur), 2115 nucleotides. RefSeq names its product plexin-A2-like. Gene Ontology annotation, cellular component: semaphorin receptor complex. The coding region runs from base 150 to 1841 and encodes 563 amino acids. The record is from RefSeq and is a predicted model, not a curated record. Gene Ontology annotation, biological process: regulation of cell shape; positive regulation of axonogenesis; semaphorin-plexin signaling pathway involved in axon guidance. The transcript is spliced from 4 exons. Gene Ontology annotation, molecular function: semaphorin receptor activity; protein binding. NCBI's taxonomy places the organism in Eukaryota, Metazoa, Chordata, Mammalia, Dermoptera, Cynocephalidae.